Messenger RNA from Drechmeria coniospora, 2058 nucleotides. RefSeq lists its product as uncharacterized. The coding region runs from base 1 to 2058 and encodes 685 amino acids. The transcript is spliced from 2 exons. Lineage: Eukaryota; Fungi; Ascomycota; Sordariomycetes; Hypocreales; Ophiocordycipitaceae. The record is from RefSeq and is a predicted model, not a curated record.
AUGCACGCCUACAAUGUCAUGGAGCUGCGCCAUCAUUUCGGCGGACGGACUCGACCCAGCCAAAGCAACGGCAGCAGCAACGGCAACAGCAGUACGUUGGAAACGCUGCCCGUGAAUCCGAAUCCGAAUCCAACUUCAUCCGUCAACCCAUGGCCAUCCGCUUUGACCGCCAAGAAUUUCCCCGCUCGUCGCGGUGCAGAGGUCUCCGGGGCAAAGAGCAUCGCGAGUGACAUCACCAGGCUGGCCAACGAGAGCGAGGAGGAGGAUGACGGGGCGACUCACUUGAACUCGAACUUGAGCUCGCCGCCUCCACAGCCUAGCCACGUAACCUCCUCCGAGCUGGAAGAAGGGACCUUGGAGGAUGCGGAGAAGGAGCAGCUCAUGAUACAGCUUCUCGCCGACCUUUCCCGCGCCUCGAACGAGUUCAUGCUCCGCUUGACCAACGGCGCUCCCGAGAACAGCGUCUUCCGCCACGUGCUCCUCAUGAAAAAGGAGGUAUUCUCAUCGCUUUGCGAGCGCUACAACCGCUUUGAUCCGUCGUGGCCGUUUCUCGACAUCUCAUGGCUGGAAAGGCACCCGACGGUGACGCGUGGCGCUAACAUCAUCGCAAGAGCGAAUCUCGCCAUCAUUCUCGACUGCAUACAGGGUGUUCCGGAGGAGAAUGACCCAAUUCUGCUCACCAUUUUCGAAGGUCUCGAUGCCGCCUUCCCAUGGGUCUUUACCGAUCCCACCGAGGACAGCCGCUAUUCAAAACUGACGUUGGAGAUUCGCACGCAGUAUUGCAUCCAGCAUUUUGCCCAUGACGCCAGCGCAAGCCCCAAGGUGCUCCUUUCGUCCAUUUUUUGCGACAACGUUGCCGAAGAAAAUGCCGACUACGCUGCCAUGAUGGCCAACGGUCCCUUCAAAAGCCUCGGAGAUGAGAUGGACUCUGACAUCACCGACAAGAUCGGACUGCGCAUUUUGGACCUCUUUCACCUCAUGAGAGGAGACCCAGACGCGGCCCUCGCCAAGCUCAGAAAAAGAUUUCCGCUGCAGGAGCUCCUUGAUGAAUUCAAGAGAUGGAUCGUGUCGGAAUACACCAGCUUGCAGGAUUCCGGUGACGACGUGUCGCAACGCCGUUCGACGCCAUCCGAAGUCCCGCCGUUGUCGGACAUUGUGAAAGAUGUUCAUGCCGGGUAUGUUGCCGAACUGGCCCAGAUCGAUCAACAGCAGCAACUUUUGCUAACUGUCUCCAGACCGAGCCUUUUUCACGGUCCAGAAUCUGUGCUUUUUCUCGAAAAGCCGUGGGAGCCUGGUGCCUCACCGUCUUCUACUCGGCAACGGCCAUCACGAGGGGCACUGGCUGGAAGGGCGCCAAUGCAUGCUCCACGAACCAUCAGGGACCCUACCAGCCGAGAGCUGCUCCUGACCCAGACGCCACCUCCUACUGCGAGCCCAAGGGCAACGGCGAAACGGCCUUUGGAGGCUGUGUAUGGUGAUGAUGGUGAUGAUGUCGACGACGACGACGAAAGCGAGCUUUUCGAAAGUGAUACUCGUCCCACGAACAAAGCGAGGUUUCCUACACACACUACAUUGCUCAACAAGCGAGCGCGAGCACCGCAAGAACGGUCGGUACUGCCGCCGUCCACAUAUCAGUCCGAGCCUGGCGACGACAACGACGUGCUCGACUACAAAUCCAUCAACCGCUACGCCCAUGGCGCUUCGAAGCAGGCCCGUGCGAUGGCUCGCGCGGCCUUUAAGACAAGACGUCCCUGGUCCAACAUUGACGCCCAUCUCCUCGUGCGGCUCAUUGCCGAGACAAAGGCCUGCUGGUCCAUAAUCGAGAAUCGGCAUAACAGCCGGUUCGAGCACGCCCGAAACCAGCAGGCGUACCGCGACAAGGCCCGCAACCUCAAGGUCGACUUUCUGCUCGCCGACGCUCCCCUCCCGCCAAGCUUUGACCUCGUUGCCUUGAGCGGCAAGGAGGUGGCCAGGGUGGAGGCGGCGGGCAAGAACCCGUACCGGCGGGAAAACGACAUGGUCGACGGCGAGCCUGUCAACACCCGUCUCGUGAUAUGA